Molecule: messenger RNA, 657 nt
Organism: Elaeis guineensis (African oil palm)
Lineage: Eukaryota; Viridiplantae; Streptophyta; Magnoliopsida; Arecales; Arecaceae
Source: RefSeq, a predicted model, not a curated record
AUGAUCCGGAUACGUUGGGAUCAAAUGGUCCGCAAGCAAGAUGCAAUCUCAACAUUUGUUCUGAAGCUCCGAGCUCUCAGAUCGAAGCUAAGAACUUGGAACCACACAGAAGUAGGAAAUAUCCACCUUAGAAAGCAUCUCCUGUGGGAAAAAAUUGAAUUCCUAGAUGCCCAAGAGGAAGACAAAAAUCUUCUGAUCGCGGAGCGGGAAGAAAGAGCUCGUCUGAAAAGAGAUCUUGACCUUCUACUAGAACAAGAAGAAGCACUUGGGAGGCAACUGUCACGAGUGCAAUGGCUCAAACAUGGAGAUCGGAACAUCCAAUUCUUUCAUACUUGGGCCAGCAAUAGAAGGCGUAAAAACUAUAUUUCUGAACUUAGCUAUCAGGGGACACAAAUAACAGAUCCACGGCAGAUGCAUAGCUAUUUUCGGGAUCAUUUCAUGGGAAUUUUAGGACGCUCAGAAGAACCCUGUGUUCGAACAGACUGGAAGGUGCUCUAUCCUGAAGAAUCCCUCCCAUCACGGGAUCUGGAAGCCUCAUUCACAGUGGAAGAAGUAAAAGCAGCAGUUUUCGAUCUAGCCUCACAAAAAUCUCCAAGGCCUGAUGGGUUUCAUUUGCCUUCUACAAGCAGUGUUGGGACAUUGUUGAAGCAGACUUGA